AUGAAAGACAGCACGCGUCUUGCGCCAAAUGUCGAGGCGGAGGUUGACCGGCUUUCCAAUAAACUGCUCUCAGCGCUUGACUCCCAGCAUGCAGCGCAAAGAAUUGUCGUUGGGAUUUCUGGCGUGCCCGGCUCCGGGAAGACUACACUGGCUCGGUUGGUCACCGCCCGCAUCAACGAGCUCCGUCCGAGCCCAGAUGGUACACCCACCGCCGUAGACCUCACAAUGGACGGCUUUCACUAUUCCCGCGCCCAUCUCGCCUCGAUGCCCGAUCCGGUUUUCGCUACCCAUCGCCGCGGGGCUGCCUUCACCUUUGACGCGGAUGGGUUUCUGGCCAUGGUCCGCCAGCUUGUCGCCGAGCCUCCGGUGGAAGCGAAAGCCCCUUCCUUUGAUCACGCGACCAAAGAUCCUGUGGCCGACGAUAUUUCUAUUCCCCAACACGUUCGAAUCGUUUUGGUGGAAGGAAACUAUUGUGCACUGAACAGAGGUCCCUGGAGGGCUGCUGCUGAGUUGAUGACGGAGCUGUGGUACGUCGACACGCCCGCUGAGGUGGCCCAUAAGAGGCUCGCUAUCAGGCACCUGCAGGCGGGCAUAGUGAAGGACGAGAAGGAGGCUUGGGAACGCGCGACUGGAACCGAUGAGCUCAAUGCGAAGGACAUUAGAGAGAAUAGGCUUCCUUGCCAGGAGAAUCUCGUAUUGGUCUAG
This is a messenger RNA of Colletotrichum orchidophilum, 705 nucleotides long. RefSeq names its product phosphoribulokinase/uridine kinase family protein. The coding region runs from base 1 to 705 and encodes 234 amino acids. The record is from RefSeq and is a predicted model, not a curated record. Lineage: Eukaryota; Fungi; Ascomycota; Sordariomycetes; Glomerellales; Glomerellaceae. Gene Ontology annotation, cellular component: cytoplasm. The transcript is spliced from 2 exons.